AUGACCUUUCAAUUCCUGCAGCGCUUUCGCAGUAAGGAUAAGGAGAGAGAUAAUGGGAAGGGCAAAGCCCGACCGAAAGACCAACCGGAUGAGGACCCUUCCCAAUCAGACCCGCGGACGGUCCUAGCGCAAGUGGGGAUCUAUCAUGAAACCUGCAAGCAAAAUGGCAAUUGUCGCGAUUUCAGGUCAAUGCCUCUUCCUCCGCCUCGAAGACCGUUGACUCCUCCCGACUACGAGCUCGCGGCCAUCCGGGGCCGGAGCAACACCCUCACAGCCAUUAAUACGUCGACUACCAAUUUUCUGGACUUGACCAAGAGCACCACCCUUCCCCAGGACCAGAGUCUACUCUUCUCGCGCCUACCCAAGGAAAUCCGCCAACGAAUCUACAUCGAGCUGUUUGGUAACCGGUCGGUCCACCUCGAAUACGACUUUGGCUAUGCGCCGGGCUACCGUCAAAGAGAUAAGCGACCGCCAGACCAAUGGCGCUGGUGGCAUCGGGUUUGCGAUGAUGAGGAGCAUCCAAACCCGGGAGACCUGUGCCGUAUGAAUGAUCUGGAGGAUCCGAAGCGUAUUGGGCGACGACAGCUAUCGCGGCACAAGCUGAAAGGCGUGGCGUGGCUGCGAGUGUGCCGAAGAGCCACAAAUACAUUCCUCAUCUCCUCGUCGGUCAAGUUAUGCCGAUUGCCGAAAUUGAUCGCGCCAUCGCAUCUCUCGCGCAUCGCUUCGCUGGACAUCCUGCACGUCGCAAAGACAACGACACCGUCGACAAUGGCCGACAACGAGUGGGAAACAUAUCAUACGCUCUUCCGGACCUUGCGAUUAGCGUACGUUGGCGUCAGGCGCUUGCGCGUGGUUAUUCACAUCCUGAACAAAAGCUGCACUCCGCGAGCUGGAACCGUUCCGGAAGAGCUGGAUGAAGCCUGGAUUCGUCCCUGGUCGGAACUGGCGUCUUCGCGGCAGUGGGAGAAACUCGAGAUUGGGCUGCAGGAUAGCUGGUUUGACGACUUUUCCGCUGCUGGGAGACGAUGGGAGGCCAGGAAUGGGCGUCAGCUCGAGGAUUCAGGGUAUUCGCUGGCCCGAGUAGACGAUUUCACAACAUGGGAUGGAAGAUUGUCGGAGAUCUGGAAUGCAGUUUAUCUGUAA
This is a messenger RNA of Aspergillus fumigatus Af293, 1143 nucleotides long. NCBI's taxonomy places the organism in Eukaryota, Fungi, Ascomycota, Eurotiomycetes, Eurotiales, Aspergillaceae. The record is from RefSeq and is a predicted model, not a curated record.